Molecule: messenger RNA, 1347 nt
Organism: Mauremys mutica (yellowpond turtle)
Lineage: Eukaryota; Metazoa; Chordata; Testudines; Geoemydidae
Gene: MAJIN
Product: membrane anchored junction protein
Exons: 13
Coding region: 403-1209 (268 amino acids)
Biological process (GO): meiotic attachment of telomere to nuclear envelope; homologous chromosome pairing at meiosis
Cellular component (GO): nuclear inner membrane
Molecular function (GO): DNA binding
Source: RefSeq, a predicted model, not a curated record
CCCGUCCUCUGCAGCCCGGGCAGGGCUGCGCUACCGGCUCCCGCCUGAGGGGGUGGCCGCGGCGCGAACAAGCUGAGGAGCGGCCCGUCCUCUGCAGCCGAGGAAGGGUCGCGCUACCAGUUCCCGCCUUUCCGCGGGAGCCAAAACCGGAACCAGGGAAACACACAGGACCAGUGAAACAGGAACCACAGUGAGGAGCACCGUGAAGACGACAGGGACAAAUCUACCCUGAGAUUGGUACCCACAGUCUUCAGCCACUGCAGGACAGACUGACAUCUUAAUUUUGUGGGGAGACCUUAUCUUGGUGGGGCUGUGUUGCAGAGGCUGCAAUAUUUGUGAAGCUCAUAUGGAGCACAGACCAUACGGAUGCUCAGAAACUGACAGUUGGUAUUCUGAAAAAAGAUGUUUUUAAAACCUUUUACAUAUCCACUACCCGAAACAAGGUUUCUUCAUGCAGGCAGAAGUGUAUAUAAACUUAAAAUCAGAUAUGGCAACUUCCUCAGCAGUGAUGAUAUAGACAACAAUGAAAAUACUGCCAAGGAACUAGAGGAAGCCAUUCGAGUAAUCAUUGGAAAUCUUGAUAAUUUACAUCCAUUUGCUACAGAACACUUGACUAUAUUUCCAUAUUUAAGUAAAUGGGAGAGAGUAUCAAAACUGAGAUUCAAACAUGGGGAUACAUUUCUUGCUCCAUAUCCUCAUGUUUGCACUAUGUAUGUUGAACUCAAUUCAUUUCAGCAAAGUAUAUUUGUUGGAAAAGAAGUAAAUAUGGAUGCUUGUAACUUUGUCAAGGAUAGAAUUGAAAUGAUAGAAAAUAUUGAAACGGAAGCAACAGUGAAGUGGAGAAGAGUGGAAGAUCCAGCAGAAAUUUCACAUGCAAAGCCAUGUAUGGAUAGAACUGAAACUGAAAAUAUUCACACUGGAAGCAAGUCAAAAGGUGACUUCAGAAUGUCAGAAGAUAUUCAGCAGAAAUAUCAGGAUCCUGCAGCCCUUAGGAAGGACUAUGGCCAUAUGAGUGCAUGGGAACCUGUGGAAUAUAACAUUGACCAAAGCACAGAAACCACCCAGAAAGAAGGUAAAAUGCAACUGCAACAGCAAAUCAGCCCCAUUAGAAAUGAAGGAAAUGUGGAGUCAAAAGGAAGAGGUUUUCUGGAGUUAGUGAAAAGCACACUCUUUCCUCCACUACAGCGUAUUUUUGGUGGAAGCAGCUGACUUCUUGAGCUUGUGGAAAGGUGGACUUGUAGCUUAAACUUCAGAAGGUUUCACUACUCCCACUGAAUUCAGCUUUUAAAAUUGUUUGUGUCCAAAUUAGUAAAUGCAAUUACUUAAGCUGUUUAUGACUUUUAAAAA